This is a messenger RNA of Gadus macrocephalus (Pacific cod), 6552 nucleotides long. RefSeq names its product kinase D-interacting substrate 220a (gene kidins220a). The record is from RefSeq and is a predicted model, not a curated record. Gene Ontology annotation, molecular function: protein binding. The coding region runs from base 1069 to 4950 and encodes 1293 amino acids. The transcript is spliced from 27 exons. Lineage: Eukaryota; Metazoa; Chordata; Actinopteri; Gadiformes; Gadidae.
UAACUGUAGCAUGAUAGCUCCGCUAGGGAGCUAACGGGGCUAGCGUCAAGCUGUUGCUUCCUGGUGACGUCACGACCCCUCCGCCUGAUCGUGUUCUUCUCUAAAAUAUUUGGUUUAACAUUAACAGUGGGCAGUGGGCACAAGAUAAACUUGAGCCAUGUCUUGUCACACUUGUCUCUCACACAUAAAUACCCGCACCUUAGUCUAUAAUAUAUUUACUAUACUAUAAUAUAUUAUCACCGGGUUGUAUUUCACACACAUCAUGUAACGUUGGUAACAUCAGUGCGCACGAGUUAAACUGUUUUAAUGUGUGUGAGUUAGGUGGUUUUAUCUGUCCAUCUGUAAUGAAACACCAGACCUGGCAUGCAGAAUAUUAUUUCGUGUUGUAGUUAGUGAGAAGUAGGAUCUUGUGACCAAAGUUCUCAUUUAGGUGUUUCCAACCACAUGACCCGAUAUGUUACACACUCAAUGUGGUCUGGACUGAAGUUACACACUCAGUGAGGUCUGGUCUGAUGUUUCCACCUAGAUGUUGUCUGGUCUGAUCUGAUGUUUCCACCUCAAUGUUCCUGGUCCAUGCAGUUGACUGAAGAUCUGCCUAGUGAAUGCUUAAGACACUCUUUUUGAGGGUGUAUCUUGACUUCUUAGCGCCAGGGGGCCAGGUGGUUUCUCUGACGACAGGAGAUACACAUGAAUCACAUGUUGAUCGGUUGGAUAUAAACGAAUCACUGUAUAAAUAGAUUCUAAAAAGUUAAGAAUAGAAAUCACAUCUGCAGUUUCAUCUUCCUCCGUCUAUGCCCGGUCAGUGCGGUAGGCGCUACUGUGUUCGCGUGUGUUGCUUGUCUAUUGUGUGUGUGUUGCGUGUCUAUUGUGUGUGAGAGCGAAGGGGUGUAGAGUGAAGCCCAUCCCCUCAUUAACAUUCAGAGGCUCGUCAAAGGGGGGAUGCUGAGGUUGGUCCGGUGCUUCUGAUCAUCACUGACUAUACAGAGGGGAGACCGUUUACCGUUUUUAAAAGCGAAAGCAACUUGAACUAGAAUAUAGCGGUGCCACGCCCGUGGUUAGUGGUUAGCCAUGGACACCACCACCUCCAUCAAGAUGACCACGCUGGCAAUCCAGAGCCUCUUCAGCCACGUGGAGGAGGAGAACCUGGCCGCCAUCAAGGCCCACCUGGACAAGUUCAAGGAGGUGGACGGCCGCAGCGAUAACGGCCAGACUCCUCUGAUGGUGGCAGCAGAGCAGGGGAGCCUGGAGAUCGUGCAGGAGCUCAUUAGGAGGGGCGCCAACGUUAACCUGGAUGAUGUGGACUGCUGGACAGCACUCAUCUCGGCGGCCAGAGAAGGCCACCUGGAAGUGGUGAAGGAGCUACUGGAGAACAAUGCCAACCUGGAGCACAGAGACAUGGGGGGAUGGAGCGCUCUGAUGUGGGCCGCCUAUAAGGGCCGCACCCCCGUGGCCCAGAUGCUGCUGGACAAAGGAGCCAACCCCAACAUCACAGGCCAGUACAGCGUGUACCCCAUCAUCUGGGCGGCCGGGCGCGGCCACGGGGAGAUCGUCCAUCUCCUGCUGCAGCACGGGGCCAAGGUCAACUGCUCCGACAAGUACGGCACCACCCCGCUGAUCUGGGCGGCCAGGAAGGGCCACUACGACAGCGUCAUGCACCUGCUGGCCAACGGCGCGGACGUGGACCAGGAGGGGGCGAACUCCAUGACGGCGCUGAUCGUGGGCGUGAAGGGGGGCUUCACGGACGUGGUGAAGGAGCUGCUCAAGAGGAACCCCAACGUCAACAUGACGGACAAGGACGGCAACACGGCCCUCGCCAUCGCAGCCAAGGAAGGCCACACCGGCAUCGUCCAAGACCUGCUGGACGCAGGCACCUACGUCAACAUCACCGACCGGAGUGGGGAGACCAUGCUGAUCGGAGCCGUCAGAGGAGGCCACGUCGAGAUCGUCCGAGCCCUGCUGAACAAAUACGCAGACAUCGACGUCCGCGGCCAGGAUGGAAAGACUGCCCUCUACUGGGCGGUGGAGAAAGGCAACGCCACCAUGGUCAGAGACAUCCUGCAGUGUAACCCGGACACAGAGAGCUGCACCAAGGAGGCAGAGACUCCCCUCAUCAAAGCCACCAAGAUGAGGAACAUUGAGGUGGUGGAGCUGCUGCUGGAUAAGGGGGCCAAGGUGUCCGCGGUGGACAAGAAAGGAGACACGCCCCUUCACAUCGCCAUCCGGGGGCGGAGCCGUAAGCUGGCCGAGUUGCUGCUGAGGAACCCUAAAGAUGGCCGCCUGCUGUACCGGCCCAACAAGGCCGGGGAGACGCCCUACAACAUCGACUGCACCCACCAGAAGAGCAUCCUCACGCAGAUCUUCGGAGCCAAGCACCUCUCCCCAUCUGAGUCGGACGGGGACAUGCUGGGCUACGACCUGUACAGCAGCGCCCUGGCGGACAUCCUGAGCGAGCCCACCAUGCAGCCGCCCAUCUGUGUGGGGCUGUACGCCCAGUGGGGCAGCGGCAAGUCCUUCCUGCUCAAGAAGCUUGAGGACGAGAUGAAGACGUUUGCGGGCCAGCAGAUCGAGCCUCUGUUCCAGUUCUCCUGGCUGGUGGUCUUCCUCACCCUCCUGCUGUGCGGCUCCGUGGCGCUGGUCCUGGGCUUCACGGGGGACCCCAAGCUCGCCAUCGCCGUCUCCCUCAGCCUCCUCACCCUGCUCUACAUCUUCUUCGUGCUCGUGUUCUUUGGGGGCCGGCGCGAGGGCGAGAGCUGGAACUGGGCGUGGGUGAUCAGCACGCGGCUGGCCCGCCAGGUGGGCUACCUGGAGCUGCUGCUCAAACUCAUGUUCGUCAACCCGCCCGAGCUGCCAGAGCAGACCACCCGCGCCCUGCCCGUCAGGUUCCUCUUCACUGACUACAACCGGCUGUCCAGCGUGGGCGGGGAGACCUCCAUGGCGGAGAUGGUCGCCACCCUCUCUGACGCCUGCGAGCGGGAGUUUGGCUUCAUGGCCACCCGGCUCUUCAGGGUCUUCAAGAACGAUGACAUCCAAGGUAAGAAGUGGAAGAAGACGUGCUGCGUGCCGUCCUUCGUGCUGUUUGUCGUGGCGCUGGGCUGUCUGCUCACCGGCCUUGCCCUGCUCGCCAUCUUCAAGGUGGACCCGCUGAACCUGACGGUGAACGCGGUGCUGAUCGGCAUGGCCAGCGUGGUGGGCCUUGCCCUGCUGCUCAACGUCAGGACCUGGUGGCAGGUGGCCGACUCGGUCCUCAACUCCCAGAGGAAGAGGCUGCACCGCGCCGCCAACAACCUGAACGCGCUCAAGAGCGAAGGCUUCAUGAAGGUUCUCAAGCAGGAGGUGGAGCUGAUGUCCAAAAUGGCCAAGACCAUCGACGGCUUCACGGAGAACCAGACGCGCAUGGCGGUGAUCAUCGACGGGCUGGACGCCUGCGAGCAGGACCGCGUGCUGCAGAUGCUGGAUACGGUGCGGGUCCUGUUCUCCAAGGGCCCCUUCAUCUCCAUCUUCGCCAGCGACCCCCACAUCAUCAUCAAGGCCAUCAACCAGAACCUGAACAGCGUCCUGCGGGACUCCAACAUCAACGGCCACGACUACAUGAGGAACAUCGUCCACCUGCCCGUCUUCCUGAACAGCCGGGGGCUGAGCUCCGCCAAGAAGCUCUGCAUGGCCACGCCCACCAACGGAGACGUGCUGCCGGCUGAGGGGUUGAUGGAGGACAUGGACCGGAAGCUGUCCCAGAGCAGCAUCACAGACCAGGCCAAGUUUGGCAGCAAGAACGCCUUAAACCGCAGAGACACGUACCGGCGGCGUCAGAUGCAGCGCACGCUGACGCGCCAGAUGUCCUUCGACCUCACCAAGCUGCUGGUGACCGAGGACUGGUUCAGCGACAUCAGCCCCCAGACCAUGAGGAGGCUGCUCAACAUCGUCUCCGUCACGGGUCGUCUGCUGAGAGCCAAUCAGAUCAUCUUUAACUGGGACCGGCUGGCGUCGUGGAUCAACUUGACGGAGGAGUGGCCGUACAGGACGUCCUGGAUCAUCCUGUUCCUGGAGGAGACCGACGGCGUCUCGGACCAGGUCUCUCUGAAGAGCAUCUACGAGAGGAUCUCCAAGAACAUCCCCACCACCAAGGACGUGGAGCCACUGCUGGAGAUCGACGGGGACAGCCGCAGCUUCGAGGUGUUCCUCUCCUCCCGCACGCCCGUGCUCACCGCCCGCGACGUGGACACCUUCCUGCCCUGCACCGUCAACCUGGACCCCAAGCUGAGGGAGAUCAUCGCAGACGUGCGCGCGGCCCGAGAGCAGCUCCACAUGAGCGCGGUGCCCUACCCCACCCUGCAGGAGGCCCCGCCCCGCGCGGCCCCCCACGGGUACGGCCCGCCCCCCGCCGCCUGCUCCCCAACCGGCUCCUUCCCGGUGCCCCCGGCCCCCCAGCCUCACAGCUCCUACUUCAGCGGCAUGACGGGGCCGCAGCACCCCUUCUACAACCGGCCGUAUUUCCCCAACCAUGUGUAUCAUCUGCCACGGCAUUACCCCCACCACGUCCCCUCCUCCUCCUUCUCCCGCCCCUCCUUUAAGGCCCACGGACCGCCCAAGGAGCACGCCGGCGGCCUGGAUGUUAUCGCUGAGGACGCCAAAGAAGAGCCCCGCUGCUGCUCUGAGCCCCCCAUGGUAACCCCACUAACCAGCGCUGAGUGGACCUAUUGGAGCACGCACGCACGCGCACGCACACGCAUACACAUGCACACAGACACAGACAUGAACGCUUGCACACUCACAAACACAGCCACAUGCCACAUGCGCGCACACACGGACACAAAUGCACACAUACUCACAAAAACACAGCCACAAACAUGCCAAAAGCCACACGCACAAACACACAGCCACAUACACGCACACAGCCACACGAACAAACACAAACACACAGGCACACACACACUCACAGGCCUGGUUGGUUGAGGCAUGGAGAUGAAGAAUCGGUGGAAUGCAGCUCGAUAUCUAGUUAUUAUAGGCUGACUAGCUAUUAUGGGACGUAUUUGCUAGCAAAAACGACCCCAGCCACCUUUUUGUGUGUGUAAUGAGCUCACACGCUGAAUGCAUGCAGCUGAGAGAGGACUCCUCCUCCAGGUAUCUGUAUGGCCUGGAUGUGAAACAGGCUGCUGACUGCUGAUCCGAGCAUCCACCGCUGUGGUUAGUGGAGAUCAUCAUCGAAGCCUCGGCUCUUAUCACCUCAUCACUGUCACACACGGCUGUAUUCUGGUAGCAUCCUGUGUGAGCUGUUGACGCACGCAGGGUUAACCACCAAGAACACGUGCCUCACCAACACUCAGCAACGGCCCGGAAACCCAGAAGGUGACCUGAGGCUCCUCUCCGUCCUCUCAAAUCUGUCCGCCUUGGCCUGAAAAAGUAAGUGGAGGGGCAGAGUCUCUCUGCGUUUCCUGUUUUGAGGCCGACCGUACGCUCUCGGCCGAGAAGCAAUACGGUGGUUUUGCUCCUAUCGGUUCGGUUAUCGGUUCUUCUAGGUCCGAGAUGAACCGUCGUAUCUCAAUGGUUGUUGGUCUCCAGCAGGGGUCCGUUCCAUGUGACGCCCGGAUACAGAUACACCCUCCCAGCAAUGUGAUUGGUUGAAGCAGAUCUGAAGUGAAGAAGUGAUUCGAGCUCCUCAGCCAUCAGACUUCAGACGUUAUCUACAGUCCGAUGUCUCUACCAACUAGAGGGUAGCAAGGGUUGAGAUCUCAUCAGCAGAGCAGAAGGCUGUCUGUUCAUCGACCCUCUGUCGUUUGAGGAAAGGGGGAAACAAUUUGAUGAAGACUUUAAACAGCCCAUGCUCCGUGACGUCGCUUGUUACAGGCCGACCGUCAAAGAUUAAAAAGAUUCUCUCUUUCCUGCCAUUCCUCUCCAUCUCCCAACUCUUCCUUAUCUUUGUCUCCCCUCUCCUCCCUUCAUCCUAGUUUCCCGGAUCUUCUCCGCGUUCAUAACCAUGCUCCUACCGUUUCUGUGCGUGAAAUCUUUCACAAGCUCAAUAAUGUGUGUGUAUGUCUGUAUGUGUUGUGUGUGCUGGUGUGCGUGCGCACUUGCGAUAGCCUGUGUGUGUGUGUGUGUGUGUGUGUGUGUAUAUAUCUGUAUGUGCUGGUGUGUGUGCGCACUUGCGAUAGCCUGUGUGUUUGAGUGUGUCCCUGUAUGGAUGUUUGUGUGUGUGUGUGUGUGUGUGUGUGUGUGUGUGUGUGUGUGUGUGUGUGUGUGUGUGUGUGUGUGUGUGUGUGUGUGUGUGUGUGUGUGUGUGUGUGUGUGUGUGUGUGUGUGUAUGUAUGUAGCAGGGCCCAGCCCUGUGUAAUUGCCUGGCUGAUAUAAGCACAAGUACAGAUUCCUCCGGCUUGCCGGGAUUAUCAUCAGAGAGACUGUUGGGGUUGGCAACACACACACACACACACACACACACACACACACACACACACACACACACACACACACACACACACACACACACACACACACACACACACACACACACACACACACACACACACACACACACACACACACACACACACACGCACACAC